AUGGGCGGUUCUUAUUCUUAAAGUCAUUGUUAUGCAAAGCCAAUUUCUAAGAAGAAAGAUGGUGAAACAGAAAUUUAUAGACAUCCUGAUUUUUUAAAAGAGUUACUUCUUGUACCAGAGCCUGGUGUUUGUACUAUGCAAGAUGUUUUCUUAAAAUCAGCACAAAAAUAUCCUCAUCAAAAAUUAUUGGGUUCAAGAGAUUCUUAGAAAUCUGAAUAUUUUUGGAAAACAUACAGCGAUUGCAAAAUAUUUGCUGAAUAGUUAGGUAAUGGUAUGAUUGAGUUAAACCUCACAACCCAUGUCAACGAGUGGAAUGAUUUAAAUAUGAACCUUGUAGGCAUAUUCGCCAAAAAUAGAGAAGAAUGGCUUCUAUUGGAAUACGCUAACUUCCUUUACAAUAACACUAUGGUUCCUUUCUAUGAUACUUUAGGUAUAGAAAGCAUCAGCUUCAUACUUGGCUAAACUAAUUUAGAAACAAUAUUUUGCUCUGCUCCUUCUGUAGAAAGUUUAUUAAAAUGCAAGGAAACUCAUAAGCUAAAAAAUAUAGUUUUAUUUGAUCCAAUAAGCCAAGAAGUGCAUGAUAAAGUUAUCCAACGCAAUUGGAAUAUAUUUAACAUGAAGGAUGUUAUGGCAAAAGGUAAAGAACAAUCCAGACCAUAUGCUAAAGUUACUCCUGAAGAUGUUUUAACUUUUAGUUAUACUUCUGGUACAACAGGUAACCCAAAAGGUGUCUUAUUGACCCAUAAGAAUAUUGUGUCUGUUGUUGCAACAGGAUCAAAUGAAGGAUUUAAUUAAUCUGACUCCUACAUAAGUUAUUUGCCCCUCCCUCACAUCUUAGAAAGAAUUUUUGUUUGCACCUUCUUAUACUAUGGAGGAAGUAUUGGUUUCUAUAGCGGUGAUGUAAUGAAAUUAAAAGAUGAUUUGGCUGUUUUAAAACCUACCAUAUUUGUUAGUGUCCCUCGUCUUUAUGAUAGAUUCUACGGAGCUAUCAAGUCUAACAUUGAAAAGCUCACUGGUGUGAAAUCAAAAUUAGCAAGAAAAGCCCUUGCCUCUAAGACUAAAAGAAUUUUAUCCACUGGUAAAUGCACUCAUAAAUUGUGGGACAGACUUGUAUUUAAAAAAUCCAAGGAAGCUUUAGGAGGCAGAGUGAGAUGGGCAGGCACCGGUUCAGCUCCUAUUUCUGGAGAAACACUUACAUUCUUAAAGGCUACUUUAUGUAUACCUAUUGCAGAAGGUUAUGGCUAAACUGAAAGUUGCGGUGCUACAUUCUCUACUGCCUCUAAUGACCCUUUAACAGGACAUGUUGGAGGCCCUAGACCUAAUUAUGAAUUUAAGUUAGUAGAUAUUCCUGAUCUAAACUACACUAGUUUAGACAAAGAUGAGGAUGGUAAUCCUGCUCCCAGAGGAGAAAUCUGUGUAAGAGGUAAUGGUGUCUUUAUUGGGUAUUACAAAGAGCCAGAAAAAACAAAGGAAGCUGUAGAUGAAGAUGGUUGGUUACAUACCGGUGAUGUAGGAUAAUUAAAUGUCUACAAUGGCAGUGUAAAAAUUAUAGAUAGAAAGAAAAAUAUCUUUAAACUUGCUUAGGGAGAAUAUAUUGCUCCUGAAAAGAUAGAGGGUAUCUAUAUUAAAGCAAAGGGAGUAUCAGAAGUAUUUAUCCAUGGUGAUUCAUUAUAAAGUGCUUGUGUGUGUAUUGCUGUACCUGAUUAAAAGUAUAUUAUGGAAUAUGCUAAAUAGAAUAAUUUAUCUAACGCUGAUAACUUUGAAGCUCUCUGUAAAAGCGAAGAAAUAAAAACUCAUCUUUUGUAAAAUAUGACUAAGUAAGGAAAAUCUGAAAAUUUGUUUGGUUUCGAAUAAGCUAAGGCAAUUUAUCUUGAACCUAAGAGUUUAGUUGACCUUGAUUGCAUGACUACAACUUUCAAAAUAAAAAGACAUUAAGCAAAGUUAUAUUUCAGCUAACAAAUAUAAGAAAUGUAUAAUCAAAUAAACUCUGUUUAAUAACCUAAUUAAUGA
This is a messenger RNA of Tetrahymena thermophila SB210, 2010 nucleotides long. Its product is annotated as AMP-binding enzyme family protein. Gene Ontology annotation, cellular component: endoplasmic reticulum; membrane. Gene Ontology annotation, molecular function: long-chain fatty acid-CoA ligase activity. Lineage: Eukaryota; Ciliophora; Oligohymenophorea; Hymenostomatida; Tetrahymenidae. The record is from RefSeq and is a predicted model, not a curated record. The transcript is spliced from 4 exons.